UUACAGGUGUGCACCCCCAUGCUUGGCCCUUCCCUUUCUUCUUGAUAUCUAUCUAUAAGAUCAGUAGUGACAUACUCUUUUUCAUUAUAUAUAACUCACCUGCCAUUACCUGGAACUAGAACCAGAAAAUACUCAAUUUCCAUGUGGCAAACAACAGCUAUGUUUUCCAAGUACCUGAAACCUCCUUCAUCUGCUCCAUGGAGCCUCUACCCCUUCUGAGACUUGAUCCUAACUUUUGGCCCCCUUGAGCUAGUGUGGCAGUUCCUUAUCCUUCCUAUUUUUUCAUUGAGUCCAUAACCGUCUGGAAUGAAGACUAUUAUUUCCCAGUUUCUCUUGCAGUUACAUGUAGAUGAAGGAAUGAAGUAUGGGUGUUUCAAGUUGAAUCCUCUGGAGUCAAAAGCUGAGAUGGAAUUUGGAGUCAAGAUAUUUAUUAGGAAUCAAUGCCUGUGAAAGGAAGAGUGCUAACUCAAGGCAGAAGUGGUGCAACUGUGAAGCCUCGGCCACCCCAGUGGGGAGCUUACCAUCACCUAUUGCCUGUCAAAGUAUACCCUGUAGAGCCAAUAGGGCUGGGCCUUUACUGCCUCACUCUCAUAGUCAACAAAUAACAAAUUGCUCUGGACCCUGUCUUACUGAGCUGGGGAUAUGGCUCAGCGGUUAAGCACCUCUUAGUACAAAAAAAAAAAAAAAAAAAAAAAAAAAAAAAAAAAAAAAAAAUUCCUUGCAUGAUUAUGGAAGCUGACAAACUCAAGAUCUGCAUCUGCAGGGUGAGUCUGUAAGUUGGCUGAUUGGCUGAUCCAGGAGAGUCAAUCAGGUUCAAAGGCCUAAGAACCAGGAAAAUUGGUGGGGUAGUUACAGUCUGAAGGCUAGUAGGCUUGAGACCCAGGAAAAAUGGACAUUUUUGUUAGGGUUUAAAACAGAAAAAAAAUGUUAGAAAGCAGACAGGAUCAGGUGUGGUGGUUCAUGAGUGUGAUCCCAGUGACUUGGGAGGCUGAGGCAGGAGGAUCAUGAGUUUAAAGCCAGCCUCAGCAAAGGCAAGGUGCUAAGCACAACUCAGUGAGACCCUGUCUUUAGAUAAAAUACAUAACAGAGAUGGGGAUGUGGCUCAGUGGUUGAGUGCCUCUGAGUUCAAUCCCUGGCACACUGCCCUCCCAAAAGAGACAUUGUCUAUCUAAGUUGCCAAGGCUGGUCUCAAAAUUGCAAGAUCUUCUACUUGGGCCUCUCAAGUAGCUGGGAUUACAGGCCUGGGCCACCACCAUUGGCAAAAAAGUAUCAAGUUUUUAGAGAAAAAAUAGGAAAAAAUUUUGGGGAUGGAGUGCAGAGAAAAAUGUUCUUUGAGGGCCAGGGAUAUAACUCAGCGGUAGAGCACUUGCCUAGCAUGUGGAGGUCCUGGAUUCCAUAAGUUUUUGAUUCGACACCAAAAUCGCAGUCCAUAAAAAGGAAAAAUUGAUUAAUCUUACUUUAUCAAAAUUAAAAAUGUUUCCGUGGAAGAGACUGUUAAGAGGAGAGAACAAGCCACAGGAUGGGAGAAAAUUUUUGUAAACCACAUAACUGACAAAGGACUGGUAUCUAUAUAAUAAAGCAAUCAGUAAGGGGCAAGCACUCCAACAAGAAAUGGCUAAAAGACAGACAUUUUAUUGAAGAGAAUCUACCGAUAUCAAAUAAGCCUAUGUAAAGAUGUUCGACGUCAUUAACAAUUAGAGAAAUACAAAUUAAAUCACAAUCACAAUUAGGUAUCACUUUGCAUCUAUCGGAAUAGCUAAAGUAAGAAAGUAACACUAAAUCCAUGAGGAUGUAGAGAAACUGGAUCGCACAUACAUUGUUGGUAGUAUUGUAAAUGGUACAGACAUUCUGAAUUACAAUUUGUCCAGUUUCUUAAAAAAACCAAACAUAGGUUGGGCGCGACCAUAAUCCCAAAGACACUAGAUGCUGGGGCAGGAGAAUAAUCGCAAAUUCGAGAUCAGCCUUGGCAAUUUAGCGAGACCCUGUCUCCAAAUAAAAAUAAAAAAACGAAACAUGAAACUACCAUGCAACCCAGCAAUUGCACUACUGGGUACUAUUAUUAUAAUACCAUUUCAAAUAUGAAGAAACUGAAGUUUUGAGAGACUGGGUGAUUAAGUCUCUAACUCCAAAGAAGCCGCUUCCAUCCUAGGAGAAGGCUUCUUUCAAGACACCUCACACCAAGAAAGUCACAUCCCACAGCCCCAGCCCAUCACGUGGUACCUACGCCAAACACUCCAUUCUAAAUGAGCUAACAAGGCUCCAAAUCCGACCUCCUCUCGGGGCCGGCACUCGGAAGUUGCUAUCAGUUCCAGAGCCCGACCCAAACUCGACUUUUCCUAAACCCUAGGCGUCUACCCAGGUGGUAACUAACUCUCCGCAGCCCAGUACGUUGCAAAUUGUCCUUCAGGCUGCAGCACUGCCAGUUCUCCAGCCUAGAAGAAAACGCUAGGGGCCAAAGCCGAAGGCCCGCCAGUAAUAGCUAACCCUGCAGAGCUGAGUACUUGACCCUCCACCAAGCCCCACCUCCUAGCUGGUCGGUUGAGCCUCCCGGGCAGCUGAGCCUCUGCAGCAUCACUAGGCCCGCCCCUUCCUUGGCGGGCGAGUGCCGAACUCAUCGAACGCAGCCAAUGAGUGAAGCGGCGGCAGCGUGGCGGGAGGUUCGAUUGACCAGCCUGGCGGCUGUUAACGCGCGCUUUGGGAAGAGGAAGGUUAAUGGGGAGUUGCGUGUCCCGGAAUCCAUCUCUGCCCCUGUUUUCGGCCCGGUCUGGGAUUCUCCUUCCAGCUUGGGUUUUUAUUGGUUCUUCUUGGAUCCUUGCUCGACCUCCCUCAGUCCAGUCCUGCCAUCCGCACUCCAGCCCGGGGAAAUCCCCCUCCUCCGGAUCCAGGCGCCUCGCCCUCCUUCGGUCUCGGACUUUAACCCCAGCUUCUCUGCUAGCCUUUGGUUACUGCCUCCCACCUCGCACCUAUCUCCUCUUAACCCCUACCGGAACCAUUAUCCCAACUCCACUUUGCCCAUUCUGGGACUACAUCUGUCUCCUCCCCCAUCCUAGAUUUAUAUUCGACUCUAUCUGGACAUUUUCUCUUUGGACAUUUUCUCUCGACUCAGCUAACUGGCGCUCAACAUUCUCAUAGUUUGGACUCAAACUCCAGCUCUUGGCUGGGUCCACUUCAUCCAUGCCCCCUUUUUGAUUAACCCUUAUUCUCAAAAAUAUAGCAGUUCCGUCUACAUCAAGUCCUCCUCUUGCGUUCUCCGCUGCUGAGUGCCUUUUACCUUUGACUGAUGGGUACUUGACGUUUGGACCCAGGAUGAGGAGGAGCUUAGCUCCCAGCCAGCUGGCCAGAAGGAAACUGGAAGGCCGAUCUGAUGAUGAUGAAGAAUGGCAGCCUGAGGCAGUGAUGCCAAAGAAACAGAAAUCAAAUAAUGAGACCCAGAUCCAGGAGUGUUUCCUGUCCCCUUUCCGGAAACCUUUGAUUCAGCUAACAAAUCGACUACCCUGUCUGGAUAGCAGUCAACAUGAAGCCAUUAUUCGAAGCAUUUUGUCAAAGCCUUUCAAAGUUCUUCCAAAUUAUCAAGGUCCUCUGGGCUCUCGGGCAUUGGGUCUGAAAAGGGCGGGGGUCCGCCGGGCCCUUCAUGACCCCCUGGAAGAAGGUGCCUUGGUUCUGUACGAGCCUCCCCCACUGAGGUCCAUGUCAGCUGUGAAGCUUGACAAGGAAAAACUUCCUGUCCAUGUGGUUGUGGAUCCUAUUCUCAAGGUUUUGCGGCCUCAUCAGAGAGAGGGAGUGAAGUUCCUGUGGGAGUGUGUCACCAGUAGGCGCAUACCUGGCAGCCAUGGCUGCAUCAUGGCUGAUGAGAUGGGCCUGGGAAAGACACUGCAGUGCAUCACGUUGAUGUGGACACUUUUGCGCCAGAGUCCAGAGUGCAAGCCAGAAAUUGACAAAGCAGUUGUGGUGUCGCCCUCCAGUCUGGUGAAGAACUGGUAUAAUGAAGUUGGGAAGUGGCUCGGAGGAAGGAUCCAACCUCUGGCCAUCGAUGGAGGAUCUAAAGAUGAGAUAGACCAAAGCUUAGAGGGAUUCAUGAACCAGCGUGGCAGAGUGCCUUCUCCCAUCCUCAUCAUUUCCUAUGAGACCUUCCGCCUUCAUGUUGGAGUUCUACAGAAAGGAAGUGUUGGACUGGUCAUAUGUGAUGAGGGACACAGACUCAAGAACUCUGAAAAUCAGACUACCAGGCCCCUGGACAGCUUGAACAAGCGGCGGGUGCUCAUCUCUGGGACCCUCCAGAAUGAUCUGCUUGAAUAUUAGCUGGUACAUUUUGUUAAUUCAGGCAUCCUGGGGACUGCCCAUCAGUUCAAGAAACUUGAAAUGCCAAUUUUGAAGAGUCGAGAUGCAGAUGCCAGUGAAGAAGACAAGCAGCUAGGCGAGGCACGACUGAGGGAACUUAUCAGCAUUGUGAAUAGGUGCCUGAUACGGAGGACCUCUGAUAUCCUUUCUAAAUAUCUGCCUGUAAAGAUUGAGCAGGUGGUUUGUUGCAGGCUGACACCCCUUCAGAUUGAGUUGUACAAGAGGUUUCUGAGACAGGCCAAACCAGCAGAAGAGUUGUGUGAGGGCAAGAUGAGUGUGUCUUCCCUUUCUUCCAUCACCUCGCUGAAGAAACUUUGUAAUCAUCCAGCUCUAAUACAUGACAAGUGUGUGGAAGGGGCAGAUGGCUUUGAGGGUGCCUUGGACAUCUUCCCUCCUGGUUAUAGCUCUAAGGCUCUAGAGCCACAGCUGUCAGGUAAGAUGCUGGUCCGAUAUAUUCUGGCAGUGACACGAAGCCGCAGCAGUGACAAAGUAGUGCUGGUAUCCAAUUAUACCCAGACAUUAGAUCUCUUUGAGAAGCUCUGUCGGACCCGAAGGUACUUGUAUGUCCGCCUGGAUGGCACAAUGUCCAUUAAGAAGCGAGCCAAGGUCGUGGAGCGCUUCAACUGUCCAUCGAGCCCUGAUUUUGUCUUCAUGCUGAGCAGCAAAGCUGGGGGCUGUGGCCUCAAUCUCAUUGGGGCUAACCGACUGAUCAUGUUUGACCCUGACUGGAACCCGGCCAAUGACGAACAAGCCAUGGCCCGGGUUUGGCGUGAUGGUCAAAAGAAGACCUGCUAUAUCUAUCGCCUGCUGUCUGCAGGUACCAUUGAGGAGAAGAUCUUCCAGCGGCAGAGCCACAAGAAGGCACUGAGCAGCUGUGUAGUGGAUGAAGAACAGGAUGUAGAGCGACACUUCUCUCUGGGCGAGUUGAAGGAGCUAUUUACCCUGGAUGAGGCUAGCCUCAGUGAUACACAUGACAGGUUGCACUGCCGCCGUUGUGUCAACAGCCGCCAGGUCUGGCCACCCCCUGAUGGUUCUGACUGCACUUCAGACCUGGCCCAGUGGAACCAUAGCACUGAUAAACGGGGGCUCCAGGAUGAGGUACUCCAGGCUGCCUGGGAUGCUGCCUCCACUGCCAUCACCUUCGUCUUCCACCAGCGUUCCCAUGAGGAGCAGCGGGGGCUCCACUGAUAACCAGCUGGUCUGAGUGUAGCUGUUAGUGGAAGGGUACAGGGAAAAGGGGCUUCCUGCCCCACAGGGCCCUGCUGAAUUUUGUUCUCUGGGAGAAAAUCAUCAAGAAGGGCUGCAUGAUGUUUGCCCAAAAUUUAUUUUAUAAGAAAAACUUUUCUGGUUAAAAAAAAGAAAGGAAUAAAGGUAUGAAAGGGACUGAGGCCUGGGAGCAGUGUGGUAAGCCCAGGAGGGAAGAGGCCUGGUAGUGGGCAUUCCUAUACUUUUCUAAAGCCUGGUUACUUGCUUGAGGUGGGAAGGCAGGACCCCAGGAGGGGGCUGUCCUCAGUGACAGUGAUUACCACUGUAAUCUCUUGGCCAGGGUUCUUGGUUUUGAGUAAGGGGCUCUAAACCCAGCUGUGAGAAUGUCUUUGCUGGGCCCUGUCAAGGCCUCCAGAACCUCAGUGCCAGGGAAGAUGGAAAAAAGAGGGAAAAGGUGGCAGAAAGAGAAAGAACUGGUGACUGGGGAUUCUGGGCAGCCCAUGCCUCAGCCCCUGCAAGCUGAUGGUACUGAGCAUGGACCUGUGAGGUAUGGGCCCCAUCACAUGGUGCUGACAUAAUCUGCAAAAGCCUGGGAUGAGUCCCAUGAGUCGCUAACCACGUGACAGGUGGCCCGGAGCCGCCGGAUAGCUUCCCUGGCUGUGACUGCAUCCUGGUCCAGCCAGUUCUGGAAGAGACGCAGGUGACCAAAGGCUCCACGGCCCCAGCGCUCCAGCCGCUUGGCAAACUCCAGAAGCCCAUCUGGCUUGAUGCAGUUGGAACUGGUAGGGAUGAGAUGGAUUAGAUAUCCAGGAAGCAAUUCAUCCCUGUUAAGAUAUCCCUGUGGUCCCAUCCCUCCCUGCCCGCUGCCAUGUACCUGAUGUCCAGCUGACAGAGAGAAGAGGAAGAAUCCUCUGAGAAAACAUCUGCCAGAGCCAGCAGGCCUGCAUUACCUGGAUAGAAGGGGAGAAGUGCCCAUUACCUCUACCCAAGAACCGGGAACAUGGGUACUCCAACCCAACUCUGGCUGGGAGUUCUUAAAGCCCAGCACAUAAAUGUUUAUAUUCUAACCCUCAUAUUCCCAGUGGAGAGGUUUGUGCCUGUACCCAGUGAGUUUCUAGGUCAAAGGCCUGGCUCCUUUCCCCUCUCCCUCCCUAGGGUCUGGUCCCCACCCAGGCGGUUCCCUGGCAGCCGAAGGCCCUUCAGUGUUGAGUUGCCCUUCAUAGCAGCCACCAUCUCAGGCAGAAAUUGGGCUGGGCGCUUCUCGAACAGACGGCAGAAGGAGAAGGUAAUUUCUGUCAAGAGAAAUAAGAGUAAAUUCUAAUGGCUGUAUUAGGACUGGUGUUGCCCCUCCUGCCCCAGGUGGCCCUAGCAAGGUAUGCAAACAUUUUAUGGAAACCCAGAAAGGGGAAGGAAUUUGUCCAAAACUGCAGGCAGGGCUGGAUCUAAAUCAGGAUUUAAAUGAGAGAUUAAGCCUAAAUGUUACUGUAUGUUCAGUUCCCCAUGCACUUCCUUCUCUCUCUAUAUAUAUAUCCAAUGACCACCCUCUCUGCAGAGGUGGGAAUUAGAGACAAGAUUAUGAGGAGAGAUUGGCACAACACCUUUAUUUCUCCCUAUCACCACUAUUUCUGCCAGUCCCUGAAAAGUAAGAAAAACUUUUUGGUGAGAUACUCUAAAAGAGUAAUUUCUCAAUGUUUGUAGAGGAGGAGUUGAGUUUGGGACUUAGAGAAGGAAGUUCAUGCAGGUUCUGUUCUUUUUAUAGUUGAGGACACAAGGUGAAGAAAGGAACGCUGGUAUGCUCACUCACUGAGAUAGUAGCAGAACCACAAUGAGAAUGAAGAAUGUCUAGGUUCUGGAUUAGGAACUUACCUUGAAGAGUCAGAUUUUGUAGCAAAAAGAGCACCUCGCUCUGACAGUCAGCCAGAUUCAUGUCAUGGAAGCUCAGCCUCUUCAGGGCUAGGUUGUACUCUGGAUAGGAGACAGAGACCAUGAGCCAACCUUAAUGUUUCCAGAAAGCAAUACUAUAUUUCUGCCUGUCCCUCUUCCUCUGGCUGGAUCCUACCUUUGAGUGUCUGCAGCACAAGCCCGAAAUCCUGGGGAGAGGCAAAGGUGGCACUAUCCAGGGACAGUUGCUGCAGAGAACCUGAGGCCUUCAGAACAGAGCAAAGCAGUGGGGCUGGCUGGGCUCCUCGUGGAAAUCCCAUCUCCAACUGCUCCAGGCAGUUUUCUAGAUGUGAAAGAGAGAGAUGAUUGCUGCUGGUCAUCUCUACCUCUCUUCCAUAGCAGGUCCCAUCCCCUCUUUAAUGGAUUCACUAAGAAAAUAAUUUAUUCAUUUACUUGGCCUUGAGUUUCAGGCACUAUGCUAGGUUCUGGGAAUAAAGCACUAAAUAGAUUUGGUUCUUUCCCUCAUAGAGUUUUUAGUCUAGGUAGACUAAACCACUCAGACAUACAGAUAUAACAGGGUAGGGACUUUGGGAAGAUAAAAGACAUACAGGAACUAAGGGAAUGUAUAGCAGGGGGACCUGGCCUGAAAGUGAGUUUGGUUCUUGGUUCAGACUACUGCCAUGGUCACUCUUCUGUGUUUAUGGUGAUCUGGGCUCUGUUCAGCCCAAGGUUAUCUAAAAGA
This is a messenger RNA of Sciurus carolinensis (gray squirrel), 8167 nucleotides long. RefSeq names its product RAD54 like (gene Rad54l). Lineage: Eukaryota; Metazoa; Chordata; Mammalia; Rodentia; Sciuridae. Gene Ontology annotation, biological process: double-strand break repair via synthesis-dependent strand annealing; reciprocal meiotic recombination. Gene Ontology annotation, cellular component: nucleus. The record is from RefSeq and is a predicted model, not a curated record. Gene Ontology annotation, molecular function: DNA translocase activity; ATP binding; ATP-dependent chromatin remodeler activity.